Messenger RNA from Nematolebias whitei (Rio pearlfish), 3093 nucleotides. It is a transcript of the gene kif23, whose product is annotated as kinesin family member 23. The transcript has 24 exons. The coding region runs from base 1 to 3093 and encodes 1030 amino acids. Gene Ontology annotation, biological process: microtubule-based movement. Lineage: Eukaryota; Metazoa; Chordata; Actinopteri; Cyprinodontiformes; Rivulidae. Gene Ontology annotation, cellular component: nucleus; kinesin complex; microtubule. Gene Ontology annotation, molecular function: microtubule motor activity; microtubule binding; ATP binding. The record is from RefSeq and is a predicted model, not a curated record.
AUGAACAGACAAGCGAAGUGUAAAACGCCCCGCAGGCCUCCUCCAAAAAAGUUUCUCAACAACCAGAAAGACCCGGUUGGGGUGUACUUACGUGUGCGGCCUCUGAGCGCGGAGGACAAGGAAUGCUGCAUCGAGGUGAUCAGCAGCACCACCAUCCAGCUGCACUCUCCCGAGGGCUUCAAGGUUCACCGCAAUGGGGAAUACAAGGAGAUGCAGUACUCGUUCAAAAAGGUCUUUGGAGUGUCUGUAUCACAGAAAGAGCUUUUUGAAAGUAUGGCCAAACCCCUUGUUGAUGACCUGAUUCAAGGAAAAAAUGGUCUUCUUUUUACAUAUGGGGUGACAGGAAGUGGGAAGACCUUCACCAUGACUGGUUCUCCGGGUCUGGGUGGACUUCUGCCUCGUUCCCUGGACAUGAUUUUUAACAGUGUUGGUCCCCUCCAGGCCAAAAAAUAUGUUUUUAAGACUGAUGAUAAAAAUGGCAUGGAAAUUCAGUGUGAGGUUGAUGCUUUGUUGGAGCGCCAAAGAAGGGAGAACAAUUUGUUUGUUCCCAAAACGCCCUCCUCCAGACAAAAGAUUGAUCCUGAAAUCAGUGACAUGCUACAGCCAGAGGAGGCUUGUAAAGCAGACUGUGUGGAUGAGGACAGCAGCUACAGCAUCUUUGUUUCCUACAUAGAAAUCUACAACAACUACAUCUAUGAUCUCCUGGAGGACAGUUUUGAAGAUGCAAUCAAGCCCAAGUGGAAUGGUGGAGGCACACCUGUGCGCCAGAACACUGAGUUCAUACCGCCUCAGUCUAAAAUCCUCCGAGAGGAUCAGAAUCACAACAUGUAUGUGGCCGGCUGCAUGGAGGUUGAGGUUAAAUCGGCAGAAGAAGCUUUUCAAGUGUUCUGGAAAGGUCAGAAGAAGAGGAAGGUUGCAAACACUCGGUUAAACAGGGAGUCGAGUCGCUCGCACAGCGUGUUCAUCAUCAAGCUGGCUCAGGCUCCUCUUGAUGCCGAUGGUGACAACAUUCUCCAGGAUAAGAACCAGGUUACUGUUAGUCAGUUGUGCCUGGUGGACUUGGCAGGAAGUGAGCGCACUGGCAGGACGGGGGCAGAAGGCACACGGAUACGUGAAGCAGGUAACAUUAAUCAGUCGUUGCUGAAUCUGCGAACCUGCAUCGAAAUACUCAGAGAAAACCAAACGUGUGGCACAAACAAGAUGGUCCCCUACAGAGAUUCAAAAGUAACCCAUCUGUUUAAAAACUACUUUGAUGGGGAAGGAAAGGUCAGGAUGGUGGUUUGCGUCAAUCCAAAGGCGGAUGACUACGAGGAAACAUUGCUGGUGAUGCGGUUUGCAGAGAUGACCCAGGAGGUGGAAGUGGCUCGUCCCAUGGACAAACCCAUUUGUGGCUUUACUCCAGGCCGUCGCUAUAGAAACCAGGCCUUCAAAGAGGAGCUAUCAUGCAAGUUAGAGGAGCGUGGUGGCCCAGUAGACAAAGAUGGGACCUCCUCUGUUUUAAGAAACCUGGUGCUCAGCCUACCCCCUCUACCCUCCUCUGAGCUGACUGACCCAAAUGAUGAUGUCACCCUGCCUCGUCUCAUUGAAGCUCUGCGGAACAGACACAAGAUCAAGCAGCUGAUGACUGAAGAAUACAACAAAGCAGCCAACACGAUGAAGUUUAUGCUUCAGGAACUGGACUCGAAUGUAAGUUCUAAAGACUGUUUGAUUCAUGAACAAAAUGGCAGACUCUUGGAGAAAGACAAAGUCAUCCAGAACAACAAGACAGAGAUUGAACGUUUAGAGAAGAAGGCCAAGAUGCAGGAGCAUAAGAUCGACAUUUUGCAGAAAACGACUAAAAUCUACGAGGACGACAAGCGUUCAUUGCAGCAGGAGCUGGAGACCAGAGAGCAUCGUCUGCACAGGGAGCUGUCUGAGAGGAGACGCAUGGAGCAGCGCAUGCACGGCGUGGUCUCAAACACUCAGCACAAGUGGGAAAAAGAAUGUGAGAGACGUGUUAAUGCAAUGCAGCUCGAGAUGCAAAACAAGCUCUGGGUGAAAGAUGAAAAGUUUAAACAACUCAAAGCCAUCGUGGCAGAGAGCAAAACUCCUGGUCGUCCUGAUCCUCCACCGCGUCAGACCCACCCUCAGCGACCCUCCAGAGAGGAACGCCCCCCAACUAAGAGAUCAGCGUCACCCACACCUCUUCCAAGCCCCAUUGAGUCUCCUCAUGUCAGUCCAGUGAGAGAGCCGCAGGCAGUCAGAGACCUUAGAGUUGAGGAGGUUGAGAUGUUUGAGAUGAUUCCAAGAUCCUCAUGCCCAUCGCCCAGCAGCAGUACCUCAUUGUCAGUCGCUUGCUCCAUCUCUUCAUGGGAGCAGCGGUCAGAUCCAGACAGCAGGCAGGCUUUCCAAUCCCCUAAAUCAGCCAAGAGAUCCCAAACCCAGUCUCCAGCUCUGAGAGCCCAGUCUGCGACCCAGAGAACCAAUGCUCAGUCUCCAGACUACAGGCAGGCUGCUGAGUCUCCUAGAUCAGCUCAUCAUUCCCAGUCUCCAGCAGGUUCUUCAGUCAGCUUGUCCAAGAGAGGAGGGUGCUGCCUCUCUCCUGCUGUCCUAGAUCAAUUAGAGAGAAGCUACAGGACGACGACACCAGUGCGACCACUGCACCGUCGCUCCCGUUCUGCUGGUGGGGAGAAAUGGGUGGACCACAAGCCUGCAUCCAGCCUUGACUUGGGCACAGUCCUGCAGCCGGUCAUCCCCAAUGCCAUCCAGGUGUCUGCGCCCAGUGAGAAGGCCCUGUCCAAGUGUGACAAAUACGUGUUGACACACCAGGAGGUCGCAUCAGAUGGAGAGAUACAGACCAAACUUAUUAAGGGGGAUGUGAUUAAAACCAGAGGAGGAGGACAAGCUGUUCAGUUCACGGACAUUGAGACACUUAAACAGCAGCUCGCCUCAGCCCCAAACCGAAAAAGAAGGUCUUCUGAAGGAACUCCAGCCAACAAACAGCAAAUGGAUGGUGCUUGGACUGAUGUGGAGACGAGGUGCUCGGUGGCUUUGGAGAUGAAGGCGGGGUCAAACAUGGCACCUGGACAUGAGCAUCAUGGGAUUACAAAGUAA